This is a messenger RNA of Ascoidea rubescens DSM 1968, 513 nucleotides long. RefSeq names its product snoRNA-binding protein NHP2 (gene NHP2). The record is from RefSeq and is a predicted model, not a curated record. The coding region runs from base 1 to 513 and encodes 170 amino acids. Gene Ontology annotation, cellular component: nucleolus; box H/ACA snoRNP complex. Gene Ontology annotation, biological process: snRNA pseudouridine synthesis; rRNA pseudouridine synthesis; ribosome biogenesis. Gene Ontology annotation, molecular function: box H/ACA snoRNA binding. The transcript has a single exon. NCBI's taxonomy places the organism in Eukaryota, Fungi, Ascomycota, Saccharomycetes, Ascoideales, Ascoideaceae.
AUGGGAAAGAAAGAAAAGAAAGAAAAAAAAGAUAAAUCAUCAAAGAAGACUUCUAGCAAGCAAGUAACAAGAGAAGACAUUGAGAAAAUUGAUAAUUAUGAAAAAAGAUUGCCAGCAGUUUUACCAUUUGCUAGACCAUUAGCUCCAAAGAAAUUGAAUAAAAAAAUUUUAAAGACAGUUAAAAAGGCAUCCAAACAAAAACAUGUCAGAAGAGGAGUCAAAGAAGUUGUAAAAGCCCUUAGAAAAGGCGAUAAGGGAUUAGUGGUAAUUGCAGGAGAUAUUUCACCUCCAGAUGUUAUAUCUCACUUGCCUGUUUUAUGUGAAGAUAACACAGUGCCAUAUUUAUUUAUCCCAUCAAAAGAAGAUUUAGGAUCAGCAGGAGCUACAAAGAGACCAACGAGUUGCAUUAUGAUAGUUCCAGGAGGAGGAAAAUCGAAUAAGAAAAAUUCUGGUGAUAGUGAGGAGUACAAGGAGAAUUAUGAUGAAGUCGUUAAAGAAAUAAGUGUAUUAUGA